GCGUAAAGAUAUUGCCACACCGUCAUGUUUGGCAUGCUUGUAGGCUCUGUAUUCGAUGGACUUGCGGUGUCAACAUCUCUGCUCAUGGAGCUGCAUUCCUUGAUACAGCAAAGGGUGCUAGAACCCCCCACAUGGCCACUGGUGUUCGAAGCGUCUUUCUCGGAGGCGUACGAAGGCUUUUCAGUAGUGCCCUCCUCGGGUCGCUGGUAUUAUCACUACAACACGUCCAGCGGAGGAUCGAAGCGGUGGAGAGUGGACCACCUGGAGCCACAGCGAAACAAUUUCUGCGGCUGCGUAUUGCCGGACGAGUCCUCUUCUUGCCAGCUCUUCUUCACCCCCGAUGGCCUGUAUGUCAACUUCCCAGCGCUGGACAACGAGUGCUGCCGACUUUGUACUGCCGAAGGCGGGUGCUCACCGCUCAAACCUGACUGGCUGUCCAGGGCACAUCCCACUCGCUCAGCUGGCGCUGAUAUUAUCGACGGCCGCCAGUGCUACCAAUAUUGCACCCCAGGGGCCCAAUUCCUGGACUGCAUGAGCUAUGACGCAUUUGGAUGGCCUUGUCGAUACUCCGAGUCGUGGAGUCCCAGCCCAACUUUGCACAUUGUGCACAACUUGACGUUUACGUCUUGGACAAACCACAUCAACGACCCCCAUAUAUUUGACCUGCCAAUGCCGUGCCAAACUCCAUGCCCUCGGCAGUUUCCAGCCUGCAUGAACCCCAACUAGUCCAACUAAACGUUCAUGGUAGCGAUAGCCGUACAGACUAGUAUGUACCGGUGUGGUGUGUGAUAAUCGUUCAGCGAUAAAGAUUGGGC
Messenger RNA from Aphanomyces astaci, 815 nucleotides. RefSeq lists its product as hypothetical. The transcript has 4 exons. The record is from RefSeq and is a predicted model, not a curated record. Lineage: Eukaryota; Oomycota; Saprolegniomycetes; Saprolegniales; Verrucalvaceae. The coding region runs from base 25 to 726 and encodes 233 amino acids.